This is a messenger RNA of Suillus paluster, 417 nucleotides long. RefSeq lists its product as uncharacterized. Lineage: Eukaryota; Fungi; Basidiomycota; Agaricomycetes; Boletales; Suillaceae. Bases 1 to 417 code for a protein of 138 amino acids. The transcript has 5 exons. The record is from RefSeq and is a predicted model, not a curated record.
AUGCAAGCUUCAUCCUCGACAACUAACACAUCGAUCGACGACGAUUUUGAACAUCAAGCACAGGUUUAUCAAGAGCUUGAGGAAUAUUGGCGUGGUGUUGUUGAAUUCUCUGCCACGUAUCUCCGCUCCGGGUUUAUGGUCGUGGGUAGCUUCCCCGAUGAUAUUAUCCCGAAAAACCUGUCUUCCCCGGUCAAUGGGACCAUUAUUUUACAGGCUUGGGAGGAGAGGAAGAAAGGUCGCUAUACUAUGACCACCUUCGACAUGUCAAACACUCUUCAUCUCAUAAUGGCAUCCGCUGCUGGGUGUCUCGCACUCAAAGAUUUCGACAAGGAAGGGAUAAUCUACAAUGAGGGUGUGAAGGUUCGCCUGGAGUCCGACCACGACGACGAUGCCAAAAAGAAGUUUAUGGUAGCCUGA